This is a messenger RNA of Boleophthalmus pectinirostris (great blue-spotted mudskipper), 5573 nucleotides long. RefSeq names its product glutamate receptor ionotropic, kainate 5-like. Gene Ontology annotation, cellular component: kainate selective glutamate receptor complex; plasma membrane; postsynaptic membrane. Gene Ontology annotation, biological process: modulation of chemical synaptic transmission; monoatomic ion transport; synaptic transmission, glutamatergic. Bases 1 to 4383 code for a protein of 1460 amino acids. The transcript has 25 exons. Lineage: Eukaryota; Metazoa; Chordata; Actinopteri; Gobiiformes; Gobiidae. Gene Ontology annotation, molecular function: transmitter-gated monoatomic ion channel activity involved in regulation of postsynaptic membrane potential; kainate selective glutamate receptor activity. The record is from RefSeq and is a predicted model, not a curated record.
AUGGACCAGUCCCCCGGGUCAAAAAGCAAACACUCCGCUCCGAGACAUCAGGAGUCUAACCCACAACCGCCCGAAGAGAGGAUGCCUCAGGACCUCUACGCCAAAGGAACACAGAGAGGACGUGUGCGCUUCGGACGCGAGACCCGGUCCAGUUAUAGACCUGGACUGAGGCCGGGACUCCUCUGCAGUCUGGAGUCUGGAGUCCACUUUGAGUCCACUGCAUUUGGCCCGUUUCCAGUGUACUCACCUCAUCCCUGGCUCUGUGAGAGUGCACUGACCGCUGGGCUUCUGCUGCUGCUGCUGCUGCUGCUGCUGCUGCUGUUAGGGUUCACUGCUGAGCCUGGCCACCUCCUGCUCCACUCGGCACCGGCUCUGGUCCAUGACUUGCACCAGUUGCUCCAGCGGCAGCUCGGUCCCGGGUGUGAAGUACCACCACAGUGUCACGAUGCACCUCGGCCUGUACACUGCACUAACCCCACACGUGCAGGUCGUCCUGACAGCAGCCACAGCCCGACUCCCACACGACAGGAGCUCACUCACACCAGCAGGGCAGGACUCCACCCAGAGGACCUCACCCACAGACUCCACCCAGAGGACCUCACCCACAGACUCCACCCAGAGGACCUCACCCACAGACUCCACCCAGAGGACCUCACCCACAGACUCCACCCAGAGGACCUCACCCACAGACUCCACCCAGAGGACCUCACCCACAGACCCGCACCCCCCGCACCCGUGCUCAACUGUUUGCCACGGGUACCCAACCUGCUGCAGGACUCUGUCCAGAGGACCCCACCCACAGACUCCACCCAGAGCACCCCACCCACAGACUCCACCCAGAGCACCCCACCUACAGACUCCACCCAGAGCACCCCACCUACAGACUCCACCCAGAGCACCCCGCCCACAGACUCCACCCAGAGCACCCCGCCCACAGACUCCACCCAGAGCACCCCGCCCACAGACUCCACCCAGAGCACCCCACCCACAGACUCCACCCAGAGCACCCCACCCACAGACUCCACCCAGAGCACCCCACCCUGUGGGGGUCCGAGGGGCCCCUCUGCGGUGGGGGUCCGAGGGGCCCCUCUGCGGUGGGGGUCCGAGGGGCCCCUCUGCGGUCUCCAUGCGGAGCAGUGGAAGAUGCCCUCUCUCUCUCUGUGGAUGUGCCUCGUGCUGCUGACCACGGCCCCGCCCUCCAGGGGCCAGAGCGCCAGCGGCCUGCGCAUGGCGGCCAUCUUGGACGAGCAGGCGUCGUGGUGUGGGCGGGGCGAGCGGCUCGCCCUCACACUGGCGAGAGAGAGCGUCAAUGAACAGCUGCAAGGUUCAGCGCGAGGGAGAGUCGAGGUGGACGUGUUCGACCUGCAGAGAGACUCACAGUACCACACCACCGAGACCAUGUGUCAGAUUUUACCGAAGGGCGUGGUCUCUGUGAUCGGCCCCGCCUCCAGCCCCGCCUCUGGAUCCACCGUGAGCCACAUCUGCGGAGAGAAAGAGAUUCCUCACGUGAAGAUUGGUCCAGAGGAGACGCCCAAGCUCCCGUACCUGCGCUUCGCCUCCGUCACUCUGUACCCGAGCAACGAGGACCUGAGUCACGCCCUCUCCUCCAUGCUCAGCUCCUUCGGCUCGCCCACCACCAGCCUCAUCUGUGCCAAGGCUGAGUGCCUGCUGCGAUUGGAGGAGCUGGUGCGGCACUUCCUGAUCUCCCGGGAAACGCUGUCGGUGCGGAUGCUGGACGAGAGCCAGGACCCCACCCCUCUGCUCAAAGAGAUCAGAGACGACAAAGUGGCCACCAUCAUAAUCGACGCCAACGCUUCUAUGUCCUACAGCAUCUUAAAAAAGGCGAAGGAGCUGGGCAUGAUGUCGGCCUUCUACAAGUACAUCCUCACCACCAUGGACUUCCCCCUCCUGCGUCUGGACGGUGUAGUGGACGAUCAGUCAAACAUCGUGGGCUUCUCCAUGUUGAACACCAGUCACGCCCUUCACUCCGACUUCCUGCGCAGCCUGAACCUGUCCUGGAGAGAGGCCUGUGUGCUGGGACAGUACCCCGGGCCCUCGAUCUCGUCGGCUCUCAUGUUUGACGCGGUGCACGUGGUGGUGAGCGCCGUGCGGGAGUUGAACCGGAGUCAGGAGAUCGGAGUGAAGCCGCUCAGCUGCAGCUCUCCUCUGAUCUGGCAACACGGGACCAGCCUCAUGAACUACCUGCGCAUGGUGGAGUAUGAUGGUCUGACUGGACACAUUGAGUUUAACAGUAAAGGUCAGAGGACAAACUACACGCUGAAGAUCCUGGAGAAGCACCGCGGGGGUCACCGAGAGAUCGGGACGUGGUUCUCCAACAACACUCUGGCCAUGAACUCCACGUCUCUGGAGCUCAACGCCUCCGAGUCUCUGGCCAACAAGACGCUCAUCGUCACCACCAUCCUCGAGAGUCCGUACGUGAUGAGGAAGUCCCGGUACCAGGAGUUCUCAGGGAAUGAUCAGUACGAGGGCUUCUGUGUGGACAUGCUCCGAGAACUGGCCCAGAUCCUGCGCUUCUCCUUCAGGAUCAAACUGGUGGACGACGGUCUGUAUGGAGCUCCGGAGCCCAACGGCAGCUGGACAGGCAUGGUGGGAGAGCUCAUCAACAGGAAAGCUGACCUGGCUGUAGCCGGAUUCACCAUCACCUCAGAGAGAGAAAAAGUCAUCGAUUUCUCCAAACCUUUUAUGACCCUCGGCAUCAGCAUCCUCUACAGAGUCCACAUGGGCCGCAAGCCGGGGUACUUCUCCUUUCUGGACCCCUUCUCUCCGGCCGUGUGGCUCUUCAUGCUCCUCGCCUACCUCGCUGUGUCCUGUGUGCUCUUCCUCGCAGCCAGGUUGAGUCCUUACGAGUGGUACAAUCCUCACCCGUGCUCGCGGCACAGGCAGGACGUGGUGGAGAAUCAGUACUCUCUGGGGAACAGCCUGUGGUUUCCUGUGGGCGGUUUCAUGCAGCAGGGGUCAGAGGUCAUGCCCCGAGCGCUGUCCACGCGCUGUGUCAGCGGAGUCUGGUGGGCGUUCACUCUGAUCAUCAUCUCUUCGUACACGGCGAAUCUCGCGGCGUUUCUCACCGUUCAGAGGAUGGAGGUCCCCAUCGAGUCUGCGGACGACCUCGCCGACCAGACCAACAUCCAGUACGGCACCAUCCACGGAGGCUCCACCAUGACCUUCUUUAUGAACUCUCGGUACCAGACGUACCAGCGCAUGUGGAACUACAUGUACUCCAAACAGCCCAGCGUGUUUGUGAAGAGCACCGAGGAGGGCAUCGCCCGGGUCCUCAACUCCAAGUACGCCUUCCUCAUGGAGAGUACUAUGAACGAGUACUACCGCAGUACCAACUGUAACCUGACCCAGAUCGGAGGGCUGCUGGACACCAAGGGCUACGGCAUCGGCAUGCCCCUGGGUUCUCCGUACAGAGACGAGAUCACUCUGGGCAUCCUCCAGCUGCAGGAGAGCAACCGUCUGGAGAUCCUCAAGAGGAGGUGGUGGGAGGGGGGGCAGUGUCCCAAAGAAGAAGACCACCGCGCCAAAGGUCUGGGGAUGGAGAACAUCGGCGGGAUCUUCGUGGUCCUGAUCUGUGGUCUGAUCAUCUCCGUGUUCGUGGCCAUCAUGGAGUUCGUGUGGUCCACGCGCCGCUCGGCCGAAACCGACGAGGUGUCCGUGUGUCAGGAGAUGUUGACCGAGUUCAGAAAUGCCGUCUCGUGCAAGAAGAGCUCCCGUUCUCGCCGCCGCCGUCACCUCGGGCACCUCGCCAGCUCCGGGGCCGGGAUCCUGCGCGCUCCCUCCCGAUUGGCUCUGGCCGGCCCCCGUCCAAUCCGAUUGGUCCGCGACAUGCGCCUCAGCAACGGCAAACUCUACAGCGGCACGGGUACGCUGACCGGAUCUGUGCCGCCCGACCUGGGCCCGGGACCUCAGAGACUACUGGACGAGGCGCUGGGGCUGAACUUGUCCACAGCUCCGCCCGCUUUAGCAGUAGCCCCGCCCACCGCUCUCAUAGCCCCGCCCCCACCCCCUCCUCGCAGUUUCCUCCAGAGCUGUAGUCACGUCCGUAUUUGCCAGGAGUGUAGAAGGAUACAGAAUCUACGGCCGGCGAAUUUCACACCGCCUCUCCAGAGCUCCGCCAUGACCUCGAGGAUCACGCCCAACCCGCACCAAAACCCCCGCCUCCACUACCACUACCACCACGGGUCCAUGUCGUUACCGCGGUUACCCCAGCACGCCCCUCCCAUCGCGGCCGAGCGGGCGGACAGCGACGGGGGGACGGCCGGCAGCCCCAGACGAAGCAAAUCCAAACCGUUACCUCCGCCUAGACCCGUGCCUCCGGCCAAAUCGCCCACAUCCACGGACCUCCUGGGGUCACAUGACUGAGGGACAGGCUCCGAUUGGCUGCGUGGUGUCAUGUGACCAAAGGGUGGGGCUUGUGGCCGAGAGGGAACGGGAAAUAUUCAACAACAGCUGGAAAAACUGCAGUGACCGCCCAAAUGUGAAUUCAAGAAAUAACAGAAGGAGACGCAAACUAAAGUCUGUACGAUCCAGCAGCUCGGAGAUGACAGGUUUGGGAAUAGAAUGAAUGAAAACCGGACGCCUGAAUGGUUUGUUAUAGAGAGUAUUCACAGAAAAACAAAAUAAGGCAACAGAAACCAGGAUGAAUAAGCUCUUUUGUUUAAGGCACUAUGCGGAUUUCAGAAAAACUAGAAACUGAACAGCUGAAUGAUCAACCUACAUUAGCCAUGGCAUUAAAAGUGUUUUGGAGUUUAAGAGGUAUGUUGAUAUUCACAAAAGCUCAACCAAGCUUUUAGAAGUGUACAGCUGAACAUUCCCAGUGUGGUACUCGAAUAGAAGAAGGCCAUUCAGCUGCUCUCAAAGGUGGCUUUUUUUGUCAGACUUUUUGACGACUGAGCUUCAAAAAUAAUGUGAAGGCUAGUGAGCCGGGCUAAUGCACAAAUGUAGUUUAAUUCAGAAAUGCAAGCGUGAAGCAAAGUGGCCCCGUAAAAGCCUGGACGCCUGAAAGGACACAAUGGAUACGCAGUUUGGCUUUUUGCGAACAGAAACCUGCAGUGAGAGGCAAUGAAAGGCUCUAAACGGACAGCUGAAAGGUGUGGAAAAGACAGUGGUUGGUUUUGUAAGACUUUGAAACACACAUUUAAGAAAAGCGAAUGUGUAUCGAACAGAGCUGCCACCCCGGGGAUUAACAUGACUGGAGUAUGUGGGAUUCUUGCAAUAUUUUUGUAAUGACUGACAAAAACAUUGCAUCAGAAAGGAGCAGAAAGAAUUAUAAAUGGGAAUCUUUUGUCAAAUGUUUUUGUCUAAGGCUUAUGUUCUCAUGACAUUCAGAUACAGAAAGGACUCACUUGUUUUUGGAUGCUCUAAAGUGAUGUAUGUCGGCUCAGGAAUAAUGCACAGCUGUCUCUGCAUACUAAUGGAGUGAACUUAAGAUUGAAAAGAUUGAACUACAAGAAGAACAUGGCGGUGUUUUGACCUGAACAAGCUUUAGUGCUGCUUUCCUCCCGGGAGAAAUAAUUUGAAGGAGCCAUUUUAGCUUCAAUGAACAGCCGAAA